AUGUUCAAAGGAAACUUGUGGUCAUCGAUCUUGUUGGUACUUGGUCUGGUCGCUGUUUUGGUGUUUUCGUCUCCUCUCGAGGAUCCUGGCACCAAUGCGCAGAGAUUGGCUAGAGGUCUCUCUCCCAACCCACCGAAAUUUUUGCGAGACAAAGUCAUUGCUCGCCGUGCGACUACGCCAACACCUAGGCUAGAUGCUAGACAGGGGACACCUUCUGUUGGACCAUCUGUAACAAUCACUGGCCGCCUUCAAGUCAGAAAUCCUCAAGAUGGUAACAUUUUAGGAUAUGUCAGAAACUGGUCUGGUGGUGGGACAAUUGCUGGAAUCAAUGCACUGGGCCCCGAGGAAGAUUUGAUCGUCAAAAUGACGUUUCAUCGCAGCGACCCGACGCAAAUCAAUAUCCUUGCCACUGUGAGUAGCUUUCCAAACCUUGAGAUAAACUUUGACCUUGGAUUCGAAUUUGUUAAGAAUCCUGCCUUUCCUCCUCCCUUUUACGUCGGAGCGGGAACUUUUGACGCUUUUACCGUUCCAACACUCGCUGCCGGAAGUCGAGAAACCGUACCAUUUACUAACGUUGAAAAGACACCCAAAGGCUCGCCCCCGAAAGUCCCUGCCCGACAAGCCUUCGUAGAGUCUGCCAUUUGGACCAUUGACAAAAAGACCCACGAGCUACACGCGCAAUGGAUCAACGAAGACGGUUCACGGCCUCCGACAAUCCUUGCGUACGACAUUCGCGAGAAUCAACUUUUCUUCGUUGGUGAUAUCGCCGCAUACAAUCUUAAUAACGACUUGCCAGCUUCUGCCGUCCAACUGUUCAUUGAAACACUAUCACACUGA
Messenger RNA from Psilocybe cubensis, 837 nucleotides. RefSeq lists its product as uncharacterized. The transcript has 9 exons. Lineage: Eukaryota; Fungi; Basidiomycota; Agaricomycetes; Agaricales; Agrocybaceae. Bases 1 to 837 code for a protein of 278 amino acids. The record is from RefSeq and is a predicted model, not a curated record.